Molecule: messenger RNA, 7417 nt
Organism: Drosophila eugracilis
Lineage: Eukaryota; Metazoa; Arthropoda; Insecta; Diptera; Drosophilidae
Gene: wech
Product: protein wech
Exons: 6
Coding region: 519-3020 (833 amino acids)
Biological process (GO): protein polyubiquitination; proteasome-mediated ubiquitin-dependent protein catabolic process
Molecular function (GO): protein binding; ubiquitin protein ligase activity; zinc ion binding
Source: RefSeq, a predicted model, not a curated record
GGGCAGCCUCGAAAAAAGAGAGCAGAGUACGCUAGAAGAGGAAGAGGCAAGCCGAGCGCAUGAACGGCAAUUGAAUUUUUUGCGUGCGUGAAGGUUGGAGUGAAGAUUUCGAGUCCUAGUCCCCACCGCAAAAAGUGGGUCAGAAUUGAAGCCGUUCGAUUAGGCCAAACAAAAAAUAAGAAUCACUCGAAAAGUGCAGCUACAAAACGCCGCCAAAGAGGAAAAGUACACGAGGGUGGUACAAAGAGUAAAAUAGAUUCAACCCGAAAACGCCUGGAAAAUGUAAACAAUUUGUAAACACAACAACGACAAGCGUUUUCUGAAAAAUUUGUUAGAUUUUUACAUCGAUCAAACUCUCGCAUGAUAAACGAAUAAGAACGGACGAUUAAAUAAAAUUGACGGAGUGUGACGGCUAUGGGAUACCCUUAAAUCGCGUAAAGUGAAUGAUAUUGACAACGGAAAAGCGCUUCUCCAUCGACUGCCGCCUUGUGCUAUAGAAACGUGAUCUCAACACUCUUAUGAUGGAACUUUUGUCAAACAAUUCGGUUCCGCAACAAAUGGCCAGCAGCAAUGCGCCGAGCGCCAACGGCGUGGCCAACUCUUCGACGGCCAACGGAAGUGGCGGCGGCAGUAUAAGCAGCAAUGCCAGCAACUCCUCUGAGCGGCUGCUGGCGGGCAUCCUCGAGAGCUUUCCCGCCUGGGAUCUCAACGUCGGACUGCUACCCAAUGUGGGUCAAAGCUCUCCACCACGUACGGACUUUUUCAUUAACAACUUCCUAGGCGGCCUGGAUACGCAUGGCGAUUUCAGCAUCGGACCCAUUGGCAGCGGAGCACGCAGCAAUCCUAAAAUGUCGCCAGAGUCCUCAAAUAAUUCAAGCAUCAGUUGCGGCUGGUGCGAGGUGAGCGCUUCGAUACGCUGCUUGGAGUGCAACGAGUUCAUGUGCAACGACUGCCUGAGGGAGCACCGUAACAGUCCAUUGUCCUCCAACCACUCGAUCGUGUCCCUGCCUACGCCCAUUGGGGCCUCGCCCACAGGUGGUAGCUCGGUAAAUGCUCAGACUCCGCCUAGCGGCAACUUUAUCUGCGACAUACACAAUGAAAUGUUGCGCUACGUAUGUGACUAUUGUCGGAAACUGGUGUGCCAGUGCUGCACCCUGCACGAGCACAAAGAGCACAGCUACGCUUCCAUUCAGAGCUUCAUGGUGGGCUCCAAGGAAAAACUUGAUGGCGCCAUCGAGAGCAGCCAGGUGGGCACGCGCUGCAUAAAGAGCAGCAUUGACAAGGCGCUGGCCUUCAUCCGGCUGAUCGAGCGCAACUGCAGCGAGCUAAGUGACAAUAUACGCAAGGCCUUCCGCCAAUUUAUUAUUGCCAUCGAGGACCGUGAACGUUUCCUUUUGGAUUUUGUGGAAAAACUCCGCCAGCGUCGCCUGGCCAUCCUGCAUGAUCAGAUGGCUGGCUUGAAGUCUGCUCUCGCUGGACUUUCUGAAACCUCCGAUAUGCUUAGCAAGGUGGCGGACAAUGCUUGCAACAUGGACCAGAUUGAAAUUGCCAUGAAGCUGACCAAUGGACAGAGGCAGAUGGAGCAGUUUGCGGGCAUCUAUAAGGACCUGCAGCCUAAGCAGGAGGUCUUUGCCUUCGCCCCACCAGAUUAUAGCCUGCUACAGGAUAUCCGCAACCAGGGUGGUGUAAUCCUGGUGGAUGACAAGAACAUGCCCAUCGUCUCGAGCAGCAACGGAAUUGUGCCGAGUGUGCCUAGUGUGAGUGCCGUGGCCGCCGCCUCUGUGGCAGUUGGAGUGGGAGGCGUCGGUGGAGUAGUCGGAGGCGUUGGUGUGUCCAACGGCAUGGACAUGGCUUUUGGCAUGAACAUGGCCACAAAUCCAUUGAGCGUGGCCUCCUCGAGUGUUCGACGACCUCUGCUUCGAGACAAUAGCUUCCGGAUUCCAUCGCCUAUCAUGCAACCGCGCGGAGGAAGUGCCUGCGGUAUGUCAAGCGGCAUGUCCAGCGCCGCUUUGGACUGGGAACUCAACGGACUGCGCAGCUCACCAGGACUACACUUUAGUGCGCCACGAACCACACAGGCCAUUCCGGGUUGCAUGGAUUUGGUCAAGGUGCGGAACUCAAAUGCUCUCUCGUUAUCGUUCGCCACUGAGGGCCAUGAAGACGGACAGGUGAGCCGGCCGUGGGGCCUAUGCGUGGAUAAAAUGGGCCAUGUUCUCGUGUCGGAUCGCCGCAACAACCGUGUUCAGGUCUUCAAUCCCGAUGGCUCCCUAAAAUUUAAGUUUGGCCGCAAGGGCGUGGGCAAUGGAGAGUUUGACCUUCCCGCUGGAAUAUGUGUGGAUGUGGAUAAUCGCAUUAUUGUUGUGGACAAGGACAAUCAUCGUGUGCAGAUCUUCACUGCCAGCGGCGUCUUCCUACUCAAGUUCGGUAGCUACGGCAAAGAGUAUGGUCAGUUCCAGUAUCCGUGGGAUGUAGCUGUAAACUCGCGCCGCCAAAUAGUGGUCACCGACUCGCGCAAUCAUCGCAUUCAGCAGUUCGACUCAGAGGGACGAUUCAUUCGCCAGAUAGUGUUCGACAACCAUGGGCAAACCAAAGGAAUCGCCUCGCCACGAGGCGUUUGCUAUACACCCACGGGCAACAUCAUAGUGUCUGACUUUGACAACCACUGCCUCUACCUGAUUGAUCCAGACAUCAACGAUAUUCUUUCCGUGAAGGGACACGAGGGUUCGGGCUUCCACGAGUUCAAUCGGCCCUCGGGCCUGUGCUGUGACGACGAGGGCCGCAUUAUAGUGGCUGAUUCCAAGAAUCAACGCAUCCUGGUCUUCAACCAGAACCUGGACUUUAUGUGGGAUAUCGAGGUGCGACCCUCCAUCAAUCCUUUGAUGCCGCCCACGCUAGACGAGAAGGAUCGCACCUGCGAUGUGGCCAUAAUGCCAGAUGGUCGCAUUGUAUUCCUCAUUGAGCUGUCGCCAGACUCCAAGGAAGGGUCUAACCCUUAUAAGCGGUUUGUGCACGUAUUCUAAAUUAGGCUACGAGUGCUGAUCUUUUUUGACCAUUUACAAGAGCUAAGCGUUAGCGUAGAGACCCAAAUAACAGAACGAUAAAGAACAGGUGCCGAAACCGAAAUAAUAAGGGAAAAUCAGAAUUGAGUGCGUGGAAAUUAGCGAAAAUUUUUAGCUUAAGUGCUACAACGAUUACCUCGAUAAUGCUUAAGAGUUAUGGUUACGAUUUGGUAAUUUACAAUACAAUACGAAUUACACAUAUGUAUCUAUGGAUAUCUAUAUCUAUAUCUGCAUAUGCAUAUAUCUAGCGAAUAUACAAGCCCAACCAACCAACUAGAACUAAAACUAAAACUAAAACGAAAACGAAAACUAAAACGGAAGGCAGUUGAGUAGUAGGACAUAGGAGAUAUAUAUAGAUGUAGGAUCCGUGAGCAUUCAGUAGAGUUACCGAACCUAGUAAAAGAUAAAGCAAAGAGGGAAACUCAACCAUUUACUAGAUGAAAAUAUUAUUACCUGUUAGUUAGACUGAAAGGCAGUUUGCUAGCUUAUAGAACGAGAGGUCAAGAAGGUGGGGAUUGCGUUUUUUAUGGGGUUGCUUAGCGGAAUGAGGGAACUACAUUCGACAAGAGUUACUAAACAUGAUUUGCAGAAACACUGUGGAAUGGUAUUAAUGUUUGUAUUAUAUUCUUAAUUCGUUUGUUUAGUUCUUUUUAAAUGUUUAUUUUAAAAUUAAUUUUUUUGGGACAUAAUUUUAAUGAUUUUCUUAUAAUUGAGACUGAGCAUGUGAGAACACGAACUUUGUAAAUGGAAGCAAAGCAAAACAAAACGAAGAAACAAAACAAAAACCAGAAAAUAUUGAUGAAACCCGCUGACUUUUGGUUGAACUUUUAACAAAGACUGAUUAACUAAACCGCAAUUUCGGAGCCAACUAAGGAGCCAUAUAUGGUGAGGCCAAAAUAAGUGAAUAAAACCAACACACUCAAAUUGCAAUGACAUUGAUAACGUAAAGUAACUUAACAUAGCUUAGCAUACACACUUUCAUACAUAUAGCGAUACAGAUAUCAUAUAUAGUUCCGAUCAUCCAGUCACAAAUCAUCAUGGGCAUAGCUGAAACCGAGUUUAACUGACAUUCAUCCACAUUAACCCAUCAAUCCAUCCAUUCAUUCACACCGAUCAUGCAUCACAGGGCUUUGGUUUGUGUCGUUACUUUGUAAUUAAUUGUGAAAGGAUUUUUACCCACAGGAUACACGGCAGGUUGAAAGGAGGAGGGGUUAGCUAAAAUGAUUAGAGGAGUUGGGGAGUUAGAGAGUUGGGGGGAGUUUAACAAACAAAACCUUAAAAAAAAAAUAACGAAAAAAUUAUCAUAAUUUUUGACUCAAUGUGUUCAUUAGCAUUUAGUAGACUUAGCGGGCGUGGCAUAGUGAAAACGUAUGAAAAAUCCAGAGCAAUAUAUGGGCGUAUUGAAUACACAUUUAGGUGACAUGUUCCUCGCAAACGAAACAAAUGAAACAAAAAAAAAAAACGAUGAAACUUAAUGAAAUCAUGGGCAACCCACAUGAUGAUUAGCUGAAUUAUCUGUCUAAAGAGUGGAACGGACAUGGAUUUUUAAUAGCAAAUAUAUACAAACUCAAACAGAUAUAUAUAGAGCCGACUAGGACCGAUUCUAGGCUAAAGACCGGGCGUAAAAAUGUAAAAUGUAUUAGAAAACUUAGUUACUUAGAUUACGUUAUGUUCUUACUGUUUUGAGACGUUCUAUUCUUUGUACUUGUGUUCAAACCCGACUUCAACGGAUCGAUAGAGAGAGAGAGAGAUGAUACAUAGCUAACACUCCUUCCACGAAUAAAGCAACAUUGCAUAAAAUGCGCAAAACAAACAAAACAAAAACAAAAACCUAAAAUCUAAAAUCUAAAAAACACUAAAACUAACCUUAAAAAAAGAUGCAAAAAUGCCUGAGACUCUACGAGAGCGGUGGCAACAAAAACAUAUACAAUAUUUAUAUACACGUAAUAUACACCAGAUGGCAGGAAGCAGAAGGCAGGGGGCAACCACCCACAGCUAUAUAGAGCUAUAUAGAGUAGAUAUCGUAAUUAUUUUACACCUAACUUAGUUUAGCCAACCCCCGGGGAGUCUCAGAAUCUCGGGGAACCACACGAUCGCCAUAACAUACUCGUAACCUCAUUUUAUCCAAUCGUAACACCUUGAAGCGCCGUUCAUUUCUUGUGAUCCAGAUCGAAUCAUUCAAAACACUCGCACACAAAGCGCACGCAGAGCAUCCCCCACAAAUAUCGUAUGUAUAUAUCAUAUAUAUCGCAUCGUAUCGGGCCUAGCGACAUCUGAGAGAAUGCCAUAUUUUAUAUUUGUGUGAGAUUUACUAAACCAAUACUAAAGAACUAAAUACUUAUAUCAUUACAAAUGAGCGCCGUUUUCUAAAAGCCACAGUUUAGAAAUUGUGUAAAAAAAAAAAAAACAAACAAAACAAAAAAUAUUUAAAAAACAUUAUAACUACAAGCAAAAACAAAUAGGGAGGACAAUUAAUGAGAUUUAAGCGAAUACCGAAUGCCAUAAUUCAAAAUAAAAAGCAUUUAAACGUAUAUAUCUAUAGAAUACUAAAGUAUGUUAAACACAACAAAUUACUACAAGUCAUGAGGAUACUGAACAAUUUGCCAAAGGCUUAAGAAUCAAAAUGAGAAAGCAAACCAAUAACUUACACACACACACUACACUCAAUAUAUAUACACACACAGAGACACAAACACAUUCAAACAGAUAGUUAAUUCAAGUUUUUACAAAAUACAUACCAAAAAUACUUAAUAAAAUCCAAGCAGGUAUUUUUUCAAACAACCGAAUAUUCCAAAAACACGUUGCCCAAAAUACACCUACGAUUAAUUCUAAAGCAAACAAAAUGCUCAUAUACACGUAGCUAAUAAACUAAAACAAAAGAAAAACAACACUAAACGAAUCCAAAACUUAAAUCAGGUAUUCAAAUUUUUUUCGUAUUACGUACUUAGUAUUUAAGCAAAAAGGUAAAACAAAAAUGGGAAGCGACGGAAGAACGGCAAACUUAAUGACUAAAAAUCAUCAUGUGAAUGAUUUUCAAAAAUAAAAUUAAUAAAAAAAAAAAUAAACGAUCAUUGCAAAACCCACAUACAUAUUUACUAAGCAACAUUUUAUAACAAAUCGAUUGACGAUGCUAAAACAAAACGGAAUGAUGAACUCUUAUAUCAAAAUACAAUUUUGAGUAAAACUUUUAAUGACAAAUGCAAAAGCAAUUCUCGGCAAGCACAGAGAAAUGAUUUCAUUACCUAUAAACGAUCUUUAAAAUUAUACAUAACGCAUACAUACAUACAUACAUAUAUGUUUUGUCGCGAUCAUUUAGCUUAGUUAGUUUCUAACGACAUCCCCAAGAUUGUAACUAAAUUUGAAAAUAUUUCUCAUUUGGAAAUUAUAUACAUAAACAUAAACAUACGCAUACAUACAUACACGUACUAACAUAUGUAAUAAUUAUGGAGCAAUUGAGUACAAAACGAGUACAAAUUUAAAUUUUAAGCCAGAUCAGACGACACAGAUAAACACACACACGCGAACACAGCUUAAGUUACAACAAAAAGAUACAUAGAUACAUGGAUCAGCAUAUAAAAUAUUGAUAGGCCAGCUACUGGUUUCGCAUAGCAAAUACUGCAUAUAUUCAUAGAGGAUCAUGAUCAUGGUCACGAUCACGAUCGAGUGGAGAGGAUUCAUCGAAAUAGCCAGCAUACUAACCGCACUUAUAAGCAUAGUCGCAUACAUACAUAGUUACUUAAACAUAGACUAACCCCCAUAUACUAUAUAUCUAGGGCAAACGAUUACCAAAAUUACCAAAUUACCAAAAUCCCUCCUUACCCCUAUUAAUCUUCAAAUAUGAUUUGCUUUGCGAUCGUUAAGGGGAGAUCACUUUUGGCAUAUUCCUAUGCAUAUGUACGAGUAUAUGCAUAUGCCCACUUUUCUCAUACAUUCUCACCCUCUCAGCAUACAAGCAUACAAGCAUACAGCGUACAUACAUACAUAUAUGUAGGGGCGUGCGGGUACUAGGUACACCCACCAAUAAGCAGCUAAUUAAGUCAUAUGGCGAUAAAUCUAAAGAUCUACCAAAUCUACCAAAUCAAGCGACAAAUUCAAUAACGAGUUGCAGUUUAAAAUUGUAAUUGUCUAAUAGUGAAAAUGGCGAGAAAAUCGGAAACAAGCGCCGACCACGGCGUUACUUACUAAUUCGUGGUCUGGCAUUUUUCUAUAUACAUGCAUACACAUACAUAUUUAUAUACCCAAAUAUAUAUAUACAUACAUAGAUGUGGACUUGACGAGACAAGAGUAAGAGUAUAUUUUAUACGAUAAACAAAUUUUAUAACAUAUUUAAUAAUAAAUUAUACACUAAUAAUUGUGGA